AUGUUCGACUGCGCCGAGGGAAGUCUGCGGCAGCUUAUCAAGAUCGUCGUGCGUGUUCCGCUGACGACCAAAUUUUUCGUGACGCAUUUGCACGGAGAUCACGUGUACGGACUGCCUGGAAUCCUGUGCACGCUGGAUAACCAUAACGCCGACUACAAGGACCCGCAGACAAAGGAGAAAGCGCCGAGGCCAAUCGACGUAUACGGCCCUUUGGGUUUGUUCUCGUACUUGAACACGGCCUUCUUGACGAGCAGUACGUGGCUGGCGAACUUGAAAAUUACCGUUCACGAGUUGGUAUCUCCGGAGAUGUUGAACAAGACGUCAGCGCAUGAGAAGUUUAUGCGCAAAGCACCGAAACAUCCUAGUCUGACGCGAGAGUGGGUGCAUGCUGAGUCGGACGGGAAUGGCGACGUAUGGAGCGUGCUGGAUGACGGGAAGUUUAUCGUGAAGGCUGCAACGUUGAAACACACAGUCACGAGCUUCGGUUACGUCGUGGAGGAAUACCCUGUGCCCGGGAAAUUAAACUUAGAUGCGCUACGUGAGCGAGGUCUGCCGCCUGGACCAAAAUUCGGCACACUUAAGCUUGGAGGGAGUGUUGAGCUGCCUAAUGGCGAAAUGCUUUACGCGUCUGAGGUAACCGGGCCGCAGGCACGCGGACGUAAGGUGGCCAUCCUGGGCGGUGCAUCGUGGGCAUUCAACAGCUCGCACGGCAGGGUACGCAGCCAGGAAAAUGAACGCAUCGCUACUGGCACUGACCCAUUUCAGUCACCGCUUCCGGCAUUGGUCAGCUAA
Phytophthora infestans T30-4 is the source of this 792-nucleotide messenger RNA. RefSeq lists its product as uncharacterized. Bases 1 to 792 code for a protein of 263 amino acids. NCBI's taxonomy places the organism in Eukaryota, Oomycota, Peronosporomycetes, Peronosporales, Peronosporaceae. The transcript has 5 exons. Gene Ontology annotation, molecular function: 3'-tRNA processing endoribonuclease activity. The record is from RefSeq and is a predicted model, not a curated record. Gene Ontology annotation, cellular component: nucleus.